AUGGCCGACCUCAUUGGAAGCGGUGGCACCGCUUCCAACGGCAACGCGUCCAACUCGGCCCGCCACCGUCCGACCGGCACGCCCAACCCUACCAGCUCACCUUCCGGUAUUCGUGGUCCUAGAAUGAUCAUGCAGGAGCGCGCUGCUAGAGAGGCAGCCCGACAGAGAGCUGAGCAAGAGCAGAUGCAGUUGGAGAGACAGCGAGCCGAGCAAGAAGCUCGUCUAUUGGAGGACACUCAGAGACGGAAUGCGGAGCGCCGAGCCGCCGCCGCCGCCGCCGCUACUGGCGCUGCCGGAGGAGCAUCAACUGGUGGCACUGCCAACGUGCCCCAGCAGGACCCCGCCUCCCAACGCCGACCCGUGGCCACCGAUACCCCGCAGGCCCGAACCAACCCGGGAGGAAGCUCCCGCCAGCCUACCACAUCCCAAGCCCACCCCCGACAUGGUCGAACGGCAUCCGUUUCGCAAUCCGGCCAGCAGCCCUACAGCACCGCCCCUCAGGCCGGCACCGCUCAACAACCCCCCAACACCUCAGUUCAGGCUGGGCAGGAUGUUGCAUCGAGACCUAGGAACUCCUUUCCCCAUGCGUUCGAGCGUUGGGAGACCCUGUCGGCUCACUGGGAGGGUCUUACCAGCUUUUGGAUUCGACGGCUCGAGCAGAACAAUCAGGACAUCGAACGCGACCCCAUCAACCAGGCUCUCUCUCGUCAAGUCACCGAUCUUACUGCGGCCGGCGCCAACCUUUUUCAUGCAGUCGUUGAGCUGCAGCGACUCCGUGCCAGCUCGGAGCGAAAGUUCCAAAGAUGGUUCUUCGAGACCAGAGCCGAGCUGGAGCGCGCCCAGGAGGUCAACGCCAUGUUGGAGGCGGCCCUUGAAGAGGAGAGACGUGCUAGAGAGAACGCUGUCCAGGCCGCCAUCCAGAAGGAGCGUCAACACUCGGCCAACGAUGAGCGCGUGAAAGAGAUGAAGAAGGAGCUCCAGAUCUCCAAGGAAGAGGCCCGUCGUGCCUGGGAGGAGCUCGGCCGACGUGAGCAUGAGGAGCGCGAGCGGACCCUGUCUCUGCAGAGCGGCCAGCCCACCAUCGUCGGCGGCGUCCAAGUUGUUCCCAUGACCCAAGGCGUCCCUAGCCGUCACGGCAGCUCUCGUGAGCAGCGCGGAUACCAGCCCGAGUAUAGCGGUCAGCAAAGCGGCUACACCGGGGAGUACUCGCAAACCCCCGGCGGGCAGUCCACCGCCGCAGAAUCGGAGGGUGUCACUUACACCGGUACUGGUUCCGAGGGCGGAUACUCUGAAGGUGAGUACGCCAUUGACGCACAGGGCCAAUUCAUUCGCGAUUCCCAAGGAAACAAGGUGCCCUUCAUUGCUCCGCCUUCCCCAGUUUCUGACGAAGGCACAGAAGAGUAUGAGACUCCCGCGACCAAUCCUCCCAGCGCCGGCUACGCGCAGAAUCCCACCACGGCUGGAGAGCAACAGCAGCAGUCGUACGGCGCUCAGGAUUACUCGGGUUCAGGAUAUGCCGCACCAGGCUGGGAGACUGUCCCCCGGCACCACCAUCCCACACGCCUGAGCGACGUCAUGGAAGAGGAUGAGCGUAGCCGCGCCAGCAACAGUCAAGUCGGCGCUCGCCACUAG
This is a messenger RNA of Colletotrichum graminicola M1.001, 1632 nucleotides long. RefSeq lists its product as uncharacterized. Lineage: Eukaryota; Fungi; Ascomycota; Sordariomycetes; Glomerellales; Glomerellaceae. Bases 1 to 1632 code for a protein of 543 amino acids. The record is from RefSeq and is a predicted model, not a curated record. The transcript has a single exon.